Messenger RNA from Acanthosepion pharaonis, 867 nucleotides. Lineage: Eukaryota; Metazoa; Mollusca; Cephalopoda; Sepiida; Sepiidae. The record is from the annotation of a GenBank genome assembly.
AUGUUUACGACACAUUCAUAUAUAAACGCGACCAAUGUUUUCAUAGAUUCUCAAUAUACGUCUCUUCUUUAUCUAUGGACUCAAAUUUCUCUUGUUCUUAGGAACAAUAGUAAUAUUUUACGAAUCAGAAAUAAAUCCACUCCAUCAUCUAUCUAUCUAUCUAUCUAUCUAUCUAUCUAUCUAUCUAUCUAUCUGUCUAUCCCAGUCUCUUCCUUGCCCAUCUAUCUAUCUAUCUCAGUGAAUUAUCUAUCUAUCUAUCUAUCUAUCUAUCUAUCUAUCUAUCUAUCUAUCUCAGUCUCUUCCUUGCCCAUCUAUCUAUCUAUCUAUCUAUCUAUCUAUCUAUCUAUCUAUCUAUCUAUCUCAUUCUGUGGUCAGGGGAGGAAAAGCGCGAGACAGGAGACAGCGGAGGAAAAGCACGAGACAGGGUUCAUCGAAGGAAAAGCUAGAACCGGGGGUCAGCAGAGGAAAAGCACGAGCCAGGGGUCAUCGGAGGAAAAGCACGAGCCAGGAAUCAGCGUAGGAAAAUCACGAGACAGGCGUCAACGAAGGAAAAGAACGAGCCAAGGGUCAGCGAAGGAAAAGCACGAACCAGGUGUCAGGGGAGGAAAAGCACGAGCCAGGGGUCAGCAGAGGAAAAGCACGAGACAGGCGUCAGCAGAGGAAAAGCACGAGCCAGGGGUCAGCAGAGGAAAAGCACGAGACAGGGGUCAGCGAAGGAAACGCACGAGCCAGGGAUCAGCAGAGGAAAAGCAUGAGACAGGGUUCAGCGAAAGAAAAGCUAGAACCGGGCGUCAGCGGAGGAAAAGCACGAGACAGGAUUCAGGGGAGGAAAAACAUGAGACACGAGUCAGCAGAGGAAAAGCAUGA